GCUAACAUAAAGAAAUUAAAAAACGUUCUACGCAUCAGUGAAAAAUCAUGCAAAAUCUAAUAGAUAUGCACUGAAUAAAUAAGAUAAUAUUGAAUGUAAACACAUUUCUUAUUGUGUUUAUUUUAUCUUAAAACGAUGAAUUUAUUUUAGAAAAAUGAGAUAUCUAAUCUAGAUUCUUUUAUGUUAUGAUUUUCACUAUAAAAGCGCAGUGGUUCAGUUAAUUACUCAGUACACAACAAUGAAAUACUUCGUCUUGGUUGUCCUUGCAAUUGCCCAAUGUGGCUUUGCCUACGAGAAAGGUUUCCAAUCCUUGUUGGAAAUCGAAAACAAUGAAGCCACUAUAUACGCCUUCGAGAACAAGAUCAACCAAACUCUGGAAUGCGUCAAGGGAAUCUUGUUGAACGGAGAUGAAGAACUGGGAUUCCCAUCUUUGGAUCCGUUGGUCGUCGACGCUGUUGAGAAGGAUCUCACAGAACUUGGAAUUCCUUCCGUCAGCGGACAUGUCUCUUUGAAGAACUUAAGGGUGGAGGGUAUUGCUGGAUGGAAGACUACUCACUUGAAAGUCACCGUGACCAUCAUCCCGAUGGGAGCUAAAGUGGAAAUUACCUUGCUUUUCCCCAAGGGUUCUCUUGUAGGUGAUUACGACAUCGACGCUCACUACGCUGAUACCAAUGUUAAGGGUGUUGGACAUGUCGAAGCCAGCCACGUCGACUUCCAAAUCGCUGUUAAAUUGCAAGCUACUCUGAAGAAGAUUGGAUUGAAGACCCUCACCAUCGUUCCAUCUUUGAAAGACGCCAAGCUUGAAUUGGGAGAGCUUUUGGUCAACGGUGAAGACAAGAGCGGAGUCAUCACCGACUUCGUUGCUAAGCUUCCAGCAGUAAUCAAGGAAAAGCAGAAGGAAAUUGGUGAGGCUUUGAGCAAAAAAAUCAUGGAUGCCAUCAACAACGCCCCGGAAGGCGGUUCUGGAGCUGGAUCAGUCAUCCUCGACAUCAUUAACAAGAAAUGCCCAUUCUAAAUAAGUCAUUAUAUACAAAACUAUAUAAAUUGUAAAUAAAAUAUAAAGAAUCAAUAAUU
Molecule: messenger RNA, 1074 nt
Organism: Nicrophorus vespilloides
Lineage: Eukaryota; Metazoa; Arthropoda; Insecta; Coleoptera; Silphidae
Exons: 4
Coding region: 239-1015 (258 amino acids)
Source: RefSeq, a predicted model, not a curated record